This is a messenger RNA of Hyposmocoma kahamanoa, 437 nucleotides long. RefSeq names its product serine protease SP24D-like. Lineage: Eukaryota; Metazoa; Arthropoda; Insecta; Lepidoptera; Cosmopterigidae. The record is from RefSeq and is a predicted model, not a curated record. Gene Ontology annotation, molecular function: serine-type endopeptidase activity. The transcript is spliced from 3 exons. Gene Ontology annotation, biological process: proteolysis. Bases 27 to 437 code for a protein of 136 amino acids.
CGCCGCUUCUGCAUUCGAUUAUCACGAUGAAACUCUUCUUGGUUUUGGUAUUGGUUGGUGUGGCGGCGGCGGUGCCCGUGGAAGACCCAUAUGCAAACAGGGAAAGAUACUACCACGAGACCAUAGGUAUAGAGGAAGCUGCCCGCAUCAAGGCAGCAGAAGAAGCCACCGACUUCACGGGCGUCAGAAUCGUUGGAGGCUCCAACGCCAACCUAGGCCAAUACCCGCAUAUGGGUGGACUGGUCAUCACUUUGACAAAUGGCGCUACCUCGGUCUGCGGAUCCUCGAUGCUUAGAAACAACCGCGCCGUCACUGCCGCUCACUGCUGGUGGGACGGAAGGAACCAGGCUCGUCAGUUCACAGUCGUUUACGGGUCCGUUACCCUCUUCAGUGGAGGUACCAGGGUCAACACCAAUACCGUGAGUUUGGUUGUUUAA